Messenger RNA from Cantharellus anzutake, 769 nucleotides. RefSeq names its product reactive mitochondrial oxygen species modulator 1-domain-containing protein. Gene Ontology annotation, cellular component: TIM23 mitochondrial import inner membrane translocase complex. Bases 1 to 390 code for a protein of 129 amino acids. Lineage: Eukaryota; Fungi; Basidiomycota; Agaricomycetes; Cantharellales; Hydnaceae. The transcript is spliced from 4 exons. The record is from RefSeq and is a predicted model, not a curated record. Gene Ontology annotation, biological process: protein import into mitochondrial matrix; protein insertion into mitochondrial inner membrane.
AUGCCAUUGCCUCCACCGCAGCAACGCGGACCCUACUCGGAGCCAACCAUUUGGCAGAAAUGUAAAAUGGGGGCUUUGAUGGGCUGUGGCGUCGGUCUCACUAUUGGUUUCAUUUUCGGCUCCUGGAGCAUCCUGAGAGGAGGUGCUGGUCCACGGGGAGCUUUGCCAACUUUGUCACAAUAUAUGCUUAGCAGUGCUGCUACGUUUGGUUUCUUUCUGUCUAUCGGUUCGGCCAUCCGGAAUGAUGCAGGUCUCAUACCACCACACAUGGAUGCUGUUCAUAUGAAAAUGAUGCUCACAACCCCAAUCAUUGCUUCGCGGGCCGAGGGUGCUCAGCGGAUACGGGACCGCUGGGAAAACGAAUUCAAUGUUCAAAGGCGUCUGCGAUAGGCAUCGAUUUAGCCAUGAAAAUGCCUUUCUCACUUGCUUAUCAACAAUAUUUUUUACGCUGUUGCGGGUUUCUAUCCAGCAACGCCCAAAAAAUGGCAGAAUGAUAUUUAAGAGCUGGUGGCUACAGAAAGGUUGGAGGCGAAACUCAUUGUAGUAGAAUCACUGCACCGGUUGGAUAAGUGUGAUGCUCUCGCCUUUCAACAAUAUCCGCCCUGCAGAAGAAUUAAGCCAUUAUUGGUUGCCAGAGCACACAUUACUAUGAGAAAUCGACUGCCUCGAGCCCUGGGAGCUUACCUAGAGGUCGGCGUGGUUUUGGCACUUUCCCGACGAAAACCUCUUCGGCCUCGUCAAUAACCAGAUUCAUGAACUCAUCGAAUCC